This is a messenger RNA of Cryptomeria japonica (Japanese cedar), 2491 nucleotides long. RefSeq names its product receptor-like protein kinase HSL1. Bases 115 to 2220 code for a protein of 701 amino acids. Gene Ontology annotation, molecular function: protein binding. The record is from RefSeq and is a predicted model, not a curated record. The transcript has a single exon. Gene Ontology annotation, cellular component: plasma membrane. Gene Ontology annotation, biological process: hormone-mediated signaling pathway. Lineage: Eukaryota; Viridiplantae; Streptophyta; Pinopsida; Cupressales; Cupressaceae.
AAUAGCUGAACAACUUUUUACCACUCACCACUAUUUGACCAUUGGACCUCUAAAUAUGGAAGGUUUCUUUGGAACGCAAAUAUUCCAACGGAGGUUUUCUUUUUGCCAAAACAUAUGGCAGAAAUCAUGCUCCACCUUGCUCCCGCUUUCAUUUCCUGCGUUCUCACCUUAUUGCUUUUGCUUCUCCACUGCAAUUCCCUCUCCCAUGACGGCGAAAUUCUGUUUAAAAUAAAAAAGGAAGAUUGGAAUGAUGCGCGUAAUGCUUUGAGUAGCUGGAAUCAAUCUCACCCAAAUCCAUGUGCUUGGAAAGGAAUAUCCUGCGAUACAUUCAACAGCGUCAUCACUGUUGAUCUCGCGGGUUCCUCCAUUUCUGGCAACCUCACUUAUGCUCUAUGCGGCCUUCCUAAUCUCACGAUGUUAAUUCUCCAGGACAAUACUUUCAGCGGUCCCUUCCCCAUUGGCCUCUUGCAAUGCAAGCGUUUGCAGAUGCUAGAUUUGUCGAGUAACCAGUUUGCUGGUACGCUGCCCAGUCGUAUCUCCGAAUUAAGCAAGUUGAGAGUGUUGAACCUGGCAUAUAAUGCUUUCAUUGGCUCCGUUCCUCCAGCCUUCGGAAUGCUGUCAAUGCUCGAAGCUCUCUUCCUCCACGACAAUAGUUUGAGCGGAGCAUUCCCUCAUUUUGUCGGGAAAUUGAAGUUUCUGAAGAACCUCACGUUUGAUAAUAAUCCUCUGCGUGCUGGUGAGCUACCCAGUGAGCUUGGCAAUUUAAAGCAACUACAGCAGUUAUGGCUACAGAACUGUAGUCUUCUGGGCGGAAUCCCGAAUUUCUUGGGCAAUUUAACGCAGCUAGAGGAAUUGGAUUUGUCGCUGAAUCAUCUCUCGGGUGAGAUCCCUACCAGUUUAAUGGCUCUCUCAAAUUUGACGGACUUGUUCCUCUAUGGCAACAAUUUGUCUGGCCAAAUUCCUGCCAACAUUGGUCAACUGAGGAGCAUGUACAGUUUGGAUUUUGGCGACAAUCAACUUUACGGCACAAUUCCCGAGGGAGUCUCCAAUCUCACAUAUUUGAAUUCUCUGCAUUUGUAUAACAAUCGGCUGACCGGAGAGAUACCUGCUGAGCUCGGCAAGCUGCGCUACUUGAGUUAUUUGAAGCUGUUCGGCAACAAGCUCAGUGGAUGGUUGCCACAGAGUUUGGGUACAUUCUCCAAUCUCAUUCUUGUUGAUCUGGAAGGAAACGAAUUGGAAGGCCCUCUGCCGAAGAAUCUGUGUCAACGAGGAGUCCUCUACAGCUUUCUUGGCUCUUCAAACAAAUUCAAUGGUAGUCUGCCUAAGUCCUUCGAAAACUGCAGUACUGUAGAGUAUCUGUACAUCAAGAACAAUCAUCUGAGCGGUGAGAUUCCUCCUGGGCUCUGGGGUGCUUCCAAUCUCAAGGAAUUGUUUCUCAGCAACAAUAAGUUUGAAGGCCAGAUUUCAGCUGCAAUCGGCGAAGCGAAGAAUCUGAGUCGGUUGGAGAUAAGCAACAACCGGUUCGAAGGAAGAAUCCCUCCACAAGUUGGACAGCUGAUAAAUCUUCAAGUGUUUGAAGCCAGCAACAACUCUUUGUCAGGCCCCAUUCCAGAUGAGCUCAUGGGAUUGAGUUUGGUCAGUACCCUCCAACUGGACCAUAAUUUUCUGUCAGGAGAAAUUCCCAAGGAAAUAAUGUCCCUAAAGCAACUAAGUCAGCUCAAUUUGGGCCACAAUCGACUUACGGGCGAAAUUCCUGCAGCUCUGAACGACAUCAUGAACAGUCUCGAUCUGUCAAACAAUUUGCUUUCUGGUGGAGUUCCACCCGAAUUAGGAAACCUGAAACUGAAUGUUUUCAAUGUCUCCAACAAUGCCUUGUCUGGACGCAUUCCUGACGCUCUCGAUAUUCCGGCUUACAAGGAGGGGUUUGUGGGCAAUCCGAGGCUAUGCGGAGGCCGGAAUUUGAUGCUAUCUUCGUGCACCUCUGCACAUAAGUUAUCACCUAAGAAUUUGUCACUCUUUCUGGUAAUGCUUUUACUCAUGCUAGCUGUGGUCUUGGGCUUCAUUUAUUUAUAUUGUGCGUAUGUCAGGAAGCCAUCCCAAUCCGCAGAAAUGGACGAGUUAUCGAUCCUCAGCAAUCUUAAGGAGAGUGGACCGAGUGGAUUCCAAGGUCAUUCUGAACUAAUGGUAGCCACUGAAAAACCCAGCCCACGAAAGAAGUGAAUUUACAUACAGGCAUGAGAAAAUUGUGGAGAAAUCAAAAGCCUGAACUCAAGUACCCAAGUGGGGCAUCCCCUUGACUUGAUAUACAUAAAUAAAAUCUACUUGUAAAACGUAGGGUUUGUAUGGUUUGUAUGGGUUUCUAUUAGAAGAGUUAACAAUUAGAUAAGGAAACUUCCUUCUUAAAAUCUGGUUUUACUAGACCAGCAAUAGCGCCUUUGGACGUCAUGUUGGCAAAUAUCUAUUUUAAUUAUCGUAAGUGUUACUUAUUAAA